AUCUGGCGGCUGCGGCCUCGCGGGGGGAGGCUGAACGGUGACAGGGGCAAGGGGUUAUUUUAAGGGGUAGAGCGCUGUGAGACCGUGAGGGGGAGGGGGGUCCCCAGCGCCCAAGCCGGAGCAAGAGACGCGGAGCCCGCGCGAGCGGCGGAGACAGGGCUCCGGAGCCACAGAUCCGGGCCCCGGCCGCCGCCAGGGGCCCCGCCCGGUCCCCCCACCCCACCCCACGUCCCUCCUGCAGCCCAGCUCCGCCCGCAGCCGCCGCGGACCAGGCCCACACUGCCGCCAUGAUGUGCGAGGUGAUGCCCACCAUCAGCGAGGAUGGCCGGCGGGGCUCGGCGCUGGGCCCGGACGAGGCGGGCGGCGAGCUGGAGCGCCUCAUGGUCACGAUGCUCACAGAGCGCGAGCGCCUGCUGGAGACGCUGCGCGAAGCGCAGGACGGGCUGGCGACGGCGCAGCUACGGCUGCGCGAACUGGGCCACGAGAAGGACUCGCUGCAGCGCCAGCUCAGCAUCGCGCUGCCCCAGGAGUUUGCGGCACUGACAAAAGAGUUGAAUUUAUGUCGGGAGCAGUUACUGGAGCGGGAGGAAGAGAUUGCCGAGUUGAAGGCGGAGCGGAAUAACACGCGGCUUCUCCUGGAACAUCUGGAGUGCCUGGUGUCCAGACACGAGAGAUCACUACGCAUGACUGUGGUGAAGCGCCAGGCGCAGUCCCCGGGCGGGGUUUCCUCUGAAGUGGAGGUGCUCAAGGCUCUAAAAUCCCUCUUCGAGCACCACAAGGCCCUGGAUGAGAAGGUCCGGGAGCGGCUGCGGAUGGCGCUGGAGCGGGUGGCAGUACUGGAGGAAGAGCUGGAACUGAGCAACCAGGAGACUCUGAACCUUCGAGAGCAGCUGUCGAGGCGACGGUCGGGAUUGGAGGAGCCUGGCAAGGAGGGGGACGGGCAGUCCCUUGCCAAUGGCCUGGGCCCCAGUGGGGAUUCCAGCCGGCGUACAGCAGAACUGGAGGAGACAAUGGAACGGCAGCGGGCAGAGGUUUGCCAGCUGCGGGAGCGCCUGGCGGUACUGUGUCGCCAGAUGAGCCAGCUGGAGGAGGAGCUGGGUACUGCCCACCGCGAGCUGGGGAAAGCCGAAGAAGCCAACUCUAAGCUCCAGCGAGAUCUCAAGGAGGCACUGGCACAGCGGGAAGAUAUGGAGGAGCGAAUCACAACGUUGGAGAAGCGUUACCUGAGCGCCCAGCGUGAGGCCACAUCUCUGCAUGACGCCAAUGACAAGUUGGAGAACGAGUUGGCCAGUAAAGAAUCACUGUACCGACAGAGUGAAGAGAAGAGCCGUCAGCUGGCCGAGUGGCUGGAUGAUGCCAAACAGAAGCUGCAGCAAACAUUGCAGAAGGCGGAGACCUUGCCUGAGAUAGAGGCACAGCUGGCCCAGCGUGUGGCAGCCCUCAACAAGGCUGAGGAACGUCAUGGGAAUUUCGAGGAAAGACUCCGGCAACUGGAGGCCCAGUUGGAGGAGAAGAACCAGGAGCUGCAGCGGGCCCGGCAGCGAGAGAAGAUGAACGAUGACCACAACAAGCGGCUGUCUGAGACAGUGGACAAACUGCUGAGCGAGUCCAACGAACGGUUACAGCUUCACCUCAAGGAGCGCAUGGGGGCGCUGGAGGAGAAGAACUCCCUGAGUGAGGAGAUUGCCAACAUGAAGAAGCUUCAGGAUGAGCUGCUGCUCAACAAGGAACAGCUCCUGGCUGAGAUGGAGCGGAUGCAGAUGGAGAUCGACCAGCUGCGCGGCAGGCCGCCCUCCUACUCCAGGUCUCUCCCGGGCAGUGCCCUGGAGCUCCGUUACUCCCAGGCACCCACAUUACCUUCUGGUGCCCACCUGGACCCCUAUGGGGCUGGAAGUGGCAGGGCAGGCAAGAGAGGUCGCUGGUCAGGAGUCAAAGACGAGGCAUCCAAGGAUUGGGAACGGGCCGCGCCUGAAGGGUCCAUUCCGCCCCCCUUCCCUGGGGAGCUGGACGGCUCAGAUGAGGAGGAGGCAGAGGGCGUGUUCGGGGCAGAGCUGCUCUCGCCCAGCGGGCAGGCGGAUGUGCAGACUCUGGCCAUCAUGCUCCAGGAGCAGCUGGAGGCCAUCAACAAGGAGAUCAAGCUAAUCCAGGAGGAGAAGGAAACCACAGAGCAAAGGGCAGAGGAGCUGGAGAGUCGGGUGUCGGGGUCUGGCCUGGACUCCCUGGGCCGCUACCGCAGCAGCUGCUCACUGCCCCCCUCCCUCACCACCUCCACCCUGGCUAGCCCCUCCCCUCCUAGCUCAGGGCACUCAACACCCCGUCUGGCGCCCCCAAGCCCUGCCCGGGAGGGCACUGACAAAACUAAUCAUGUCCCCAAGGAAGAUACUGGGGCUCCCCGAGGGGAGGGACCAGCCAUUCCAGGAGACACCCCACCUCCUACUCCCCGCUCUGCCCGCCUUGAGAGAAUGACCCAGGCCUUGGCACUGCAGGCAGGAUCCUUGGAAGAUGGGGGACCAUCCCGGGGCAGUGAGGGGGCUCCAGAUUCCCUGCACAAAGCCCCAAAGAAGAAGAGCAUUAAGUCAUCCAUUGGGCGUCUCUUCGGCAAAAAGGAGAAGGGACGGAUGGUGGCACCUGGCCGGGACAGCCCCUCUCUGGCGGGAACUCCCUCCGAUGAGACUCUGGCCACUGACCCCCUGGGGCUAUCCAAGCUGACAGGCCCAGGAGACAAGGACAGAAGAAACAAGAGGAAGCACGAGCUCCUGGAAGAAGCCUGUCGCCAGGGCCUGCCUUUUGCUGCCUGGGAUGGUCCCACCGUGGUCUCCUGGCUGGAGCUGUGGGUAGGCAUGCCCGCGUGGUACGUGGCUGCCUGCCGCGCCAACGUCAAGAGUGGGGCCAUCAUGGCCAACCUGUCCGAUACGGAGAUCCAGCGCGAGAUCGGAAUCAGCAACCCCCUGCACCGGCUCAAGCUACGCCUCGCCAUCCAGGAGAUGGUUUCGCUCACCUCUCCUUCGGCUCCAGCCUCGUCCCGCACGUCCACAGGAAACGUGUGGAUGACCCACGAGGAGAUGGAAUCCCUCACCGCCACGACCAAGCCCGAGACCAAGGAGAUCAGCUGGGAGCAGAUCCUGGCAUACGGCGACAUGAACCACGAGUGGGUGGGAAAUGACUGGCUGCCCAGCCUGGGGCUGCCCCAGUACCGCAGCUACUUCAUGGAAUCGCUGGUGGAUGCGCGCAUGUUAGACCAUCUGAACAAGAAGGAGCUCCGGGGCCAACUCAAGAUGGUGGACAGCUUCCACAGAGUGAGUUUGCAUUAUGGAAUCAUGUGUCUGAAACGGCUCAACUAUGACCGGAAAGACUUAGAGCGGCGGCGGGAAGAAAGCCAGACCCAGAUCAGAGAUGUGAUGGUGUGGUCCAAUGAGCGGGUCAUGGGUUGGGUAUCCGGCCUCGGUCUGAAGGAAUUCGCCACGAACCUCACGGAGAGCGGGGUGCACGGGGCGCUGCUGGCCCUGGACGAGACCUUCGACUACUCGGACCUGGCUUUGCUCCUGCAGAUCCCCACGCAGAACGCCCAGGCCCGGCAACUCCUGGAGAAAGAAUUCAGCAACCUCAUCUCCUUGGGCACAGACCGGCGGCUGGACGAGGACAGCGCCAAGUCCUUUAGCCGCUCCCCAUCCUGGAGGAAGAUGUUCCGAGAGAAGGACCUCCGAGGCGUCACUCCCGACUCAGCUGAGAUGUUGCCCCCCAACUUUCGUUCGGCCGCAGCAGGAGCCCUGGGCUCGCCUGGGCUUCCUCUCCGCAAGUUGCAACCGGAAGGCCAGAGUUCGGGGAGUUCCCGGGCAGACGGCGUGUCGGUGCGGACAUAUUCCUGCUAGUGUAGACCUGCAGGUGA
Sorex fumeus (smoky shrew) is the source of this 3886-nucleotide messenger RNA. It is a transcript of the gene PPFIA3, whose product is annotated as PTPRF interacting protein alpha 3. The record is from RefSeq and is a predicted model, not a curated record. Gene Ontology annotation, cellular component: presynaptic active zone. Gene Ontology annotation, molecular function: protein binding. Bases 288 to 3869 code for a protein of 1193 amino acids. Lineage: Eukaryota; Metazoa; Chordata; Mammalia; Eulipotyphla; Soricidae. The transcript is spliced from 29 exons. Gene Ontology annotation, biological process: synapse organization.